AGAUGGAGCCAAUUUGCAGUAUGCUACAGCUGCAGCUUUGGCAUUCAACGUCUACGGUGAUUUGCUUGCAAGAUACAAACAGCAGGUCUUUUGUCGCAGCAAGCAAUUUGGAUCUGCUGACGGCUGACCUCCUCGGUUUUACUAAGAAACAGAUGGAUUAUAUAUUGGGAGCGAAUCCACAGCAGAGGUCAUACAUGCUAGGAUUUGGAAAGAAUUUCCCACAACAGCCACAUCAUAGAGGAGCAUCAAAUCCUGUCAUGCCAAAGUCUCAACUCUCAAGUAGUGACUUGUGCUAACACUUUUCUUGACUACUUCGUUAAAAAUUCUCCAAACCCAAACGAGCUCACUGGUGCCAUCGUUGGUGGUCCUGACU
Molecule: messenger RNA, 373 nt
Organism: Spinacia oleracea (spinach)
Lineage: Eukaryota; Viridiplantae; Streptophyta; Magnoliopsida; Caryophyllales; Amaranthaceae
Product: endoglucanase 16-like
Exons: 2
Coding region: 3-296 (97 amino acids)
Biological process (GO): carbohydrate metabolic process
Molecular function (GO): hydrolase activity, hydrolyzing O-glycosyl compounds
Source: RefSeq, a predicted model, not a curated record